Rhagoletis zephyria (snowberry fruit fly) is the source of this 855-nucleotide messenger RNA. Its product is annotated as NAD-dependent protein deacetylase Sirt6-like. NCBI's taxonomy places the organism in Eukaryota, Metazoa, Arthropoda, Insecta, Diptera, Tephritidae. The record is from RefSeq and is a predicted model, not a curated record. Gene Ontology annotation, molecular function: histone H3K9 deacetylase activity, NAD-dependent; NAD+ binding; transcription corepressor activity. Gene Ontology annotation, cellular component: nucleus. Gene Ontology annotation, biological process: negative regulation of transcription by RNA polymerase II.
UACAGCUCUAGAAAAGGUGCCAUUAUUCAAAAUUCGGUAGACAUUUUCCUCCGUUUUUUUAUUGUAGCAAAAAGUUCUUUAGCACUGGUUAAUUUUUAUUUGAAGCAAAACAUGAGCUGCAAUUACGCGGAUGGUUUAUCGCCAUAUGAAAACAAAGGCAUUUUAGGUUUACCAGAGCAAUUUGAUAGUCCCGAAACAGUCGAGAAGAAAUGCGCCGAACUAGUAGAUUGGAUGUUAGCCGGACGUGGACGUAUCGUAGUACAUACAGGCGCAGGUGUAAGCACCAGCGCUGGAAUACCCGAUUUCCGAGGUCCGAAAGGUGUGUGGACAUUGGAGGAAAAAGGUGAAAAACCUACCAUAAAUGUAUCUUUUAACCACGCAAAACCAACAAAAACACAUAUGGCGUUGCGAGCGCUAACACAGCAUGGUUAUGUGCGAUACAUUGUCAGUCAAAACAUCGAUGGACUGCAUUUGAAGUCAGGGUUAUCACGACAUCUCUUAGCUGAGCUCCACGGCAAUAUGUUUGUGGAUCAAUGCAACAAAUGCAGGCGCCAAUUCGUGCGCAAAACAGCGGCGGAGACCGUGGGUCAAAAGCCUUGUGGCGGCAGGUGUCGCUCUGGUGAGGAUGGACGAGUUCGUGCAUGUCGUGGUGGCUUGCUUUUAGAUAAUGUGCUUGACUGGGAAGCUGAUCUCCCAGAGCGGGACUUAGACAUGGCUCUCAUGCACUCCACAUUGGCCGCUGUAAAUAUUACAUUGGGCACAACACUUCAAAUCAUACCAAGUGGGAAUUUACCGCUGAAAAAUAAAAAGUAUGGAGGAAAACUCAUUAUUUGUAAUCUACAGCCUACGAAACAU